Camponotus floridanus (Florida carpenter ant) is the source of this 1507-nucleotide messenger RNA. RefSeq lists its product as uncharacterized. Bases 314 to 838 code for a protein of 174 amino acids. The transcript has 5 exons. NCBI's taxonomy places the organism in Eukaryota, Metazoa, Arthropoda, Insecta, Hymenoptera, Formicidae. The record is from RefSeq and is a predicted model, not a curated record.
UCAAGACGUAUUAUUUGCACGAUUUAUCGGUCAGUCUACGAGCCAGCAGUUACGAGCCGCAAUCUUCGCAAAACGAGCGAAAACAUAUUUGAAUAUAAUAAUUUCAUAUAAAAGUAAUCUCAUUAUCCAAAAUUAUUCGCUGCUUAAAAGUGCAAAAGUAAUAAUUGUAUUAAAUUGUAUAAACACAUAAGGCAAAGAAGCGAUAAUCAAAAUAAAAUCUAUAGAAAAUUGGACACCACUCAGGAAUUGACUUGACAGGAGAAACUCAUCUUUUUAUUUGUGAAAAAAAUUCUCACGAAGUAAACAAAGCCACAUGAGUAUGGAAAAUUGUCAAGACUCGAUGAACCAACCUAGAAAACCCCAGGAAAGUUUUCUUGCAUCAACAAGCCACAAUGUUGUCCAAUCUACAUCUAUGAAAAAUAAAACUGAUGAAACUCUCUCUACUUGCGAGAAAAGUAGAAAAAUGCCAACAAUAGAUAGCUUAAUUGAGAAAUCCAUUUUUCUUGAUUAUGAGAAAGAUUCCACAACAAAACCACUUGAUUAUGGAAAAUUGUCAAGAGGCUCGAUAAAUCAACCUAGAAAACUCCAGGAACGUUUUCUUGCAUCAAAAAGAGACAAUCAAGAAAAUGUUGUUCAAUCUACAUCUAGAGAAGAUGAGACUGAUGAAACAAUCUGGGAUAUUUGCGAGAAAAUUAGAAAACUGCCAACAGCAACACAGUUACUUGAGCAAGUGAUUUUCAGAAAGAUAUUUGAUUAUGAGAAAGACUUUUCUCUCAUUCAAAGAUUACUCGAUUAUGAAGUUUCAAUGUUCGAUUAUGCAAACGAUUCAAGAUUCUAACAAAAUUCUAACAAAUUCCAGCGAAUUGAGAGAUAUGAUUAAAUCGAAAAGGAAACGACUCGAAUGCUUUUAUAAACGAAUAAUCUUCGUGAUGCUCUGCCUCACUAUAACUAAUACAUUAUUCCGAGAUACAGACCCAUAUCCUAGGGGACUUGCGUUGGUAGCGCGAUAGAUGACUGUAGGAGGUCCUACGACGUCCUGGGGGUUCCAGGAUCAACGAGCAACGGGAUAUCAAUCUCACCACCUGGCUGAGGCAGACUUUUGUUUGAACUCUCGCACAAGUCACUCCUACACUUUAUUCUAACAUCUAUAUCUGUUUGUAGAGGUGGAAAGGAACAUCAGUUUUCCAGCAAAAAGAAUACAUUAUAAUUUCAGAAAAUUCUCUACAAAUGACAUUUGUUGAUUUUAACACUGGAAGCGAUCCCAAUUCUAUUCUGUAAAUUCAUCUUACAAUAUAUGAUGUAAAAACAUGUCAAAUAUAAUCGAUGCAUCCGAUAUUUCGAUACACUUUUUAAACAACGCAUAUUUUCCUGUUUUUUUUUUGCUACAAAUCCAAUUAUGGAUGUUCGAGAGGAUCGACCUAUCGCCGAGUCGCGUUGAGUUAGUUAAGUCAUUCGUUAGAAUCAUAGGGAUGUUCGGCGAUGUCGCCGUGGAACGUCGGUGUCAGUG